GCAGCUAAGCACUUAGCUUAAUUUAUGCAUCGUGAGGCCUGCACAUUUCCAAAUUUUCAUAUUAUUUUGCUACAAAUUAUACACGAGUUAUUCCCCUUUAUAACUUAUAUUUCCAUACAUACUUAUCUGCCCCUGUCAAGCAGCUAGGAAUUAUGGGUAGCAGCUUUCGACGCGCGCCAUUAAAAAAUUGUCAACAACGUUUUGUAAUUUGAAAUAUUCUACUAAUUUCCUGAGUUCCUUUGGCCUUCACACUUAAGAUCAAUCAGAAAAAUACGUUUGAAGGACCUGCAGAGCAGAAGAACGUCCCAGCGACGCUUCGGACGGGGUUUUUUGAGCACUAGUCUCAAUUUAAGGAAAAAAUCACUGGCACAUCGAACUCAGGCUAAGUACAUGUGACAUUUAAAUAUAAGCAUGGCUAACUCGACCCCACGCGUGUUGAUUUUGGGUCAUAGUUUUGUGCGUAGACUUUUUGAUUAUGUGCAUGAUCAUAAUUUGGAGACAUUUAACCUCUCUCAAUGCAUUGUGAACGGUUUGGGGAUUAGCGGAGCAACGGUGGACAAGUUAAAAUCUAAUGUGUCUGUCCAACGGAAGAUAAACUCUUUUCAACCGCACAUUAUUAUACUGCAGAUCGGCGGUAAUUGUUUGUGCACUGACUCUAUUCGCCCCGAUCAACUGGCCUAUACGAUUUUUGAUUUCGCCAAACACUUGCAAGAAAGUUAUAAAUGUGAUGUUUAUGCAUGUGAAGUGUUCCCCAGACCACGGCCUCGAGGCAUGAGCCCGAGUCAAUAUGAAUCACGCAGAGUCGCAACCAAUAAGGCACUGCAUGUUUUGCUAACCGAACAGGAGCAUGUGUAUAUUUGGCCACAUCGUCGAAUUUUUAAUAGCCCACUGGAUCUUUUUCUGCGAGAUGGGUGUCAUCUCACUGGUAACGGCAAUAAAAAAUUCUUUCGGAGUCUUCGCCUUGCCAUCAUGCAUGCCUGUCGACAGUUGUCACAGGACACUGACCACCAAUAUGCCUAAACGGAAACCGGCAACUGGUGGGUCUACCAACCCCACUGCCAGGAAACGGAAGCAAUCAAACAUGCAAAGCCCUGCCCCUCCCUCUGGUACCGUCGACGUCGCAUCCAGCAUUGUGUCAUCCAGCGUUUUGCCGCAAAGUGUUGCCCCACCCAGCGUGGGACCCCAAAAUAUGGUGCCAUCCACUGUUGGACCACCUAUUGCUGCGCCAACUGCCAUUGGACCACCCAGCCAGACAUUAAAUAUUGUAGAUCUAGCUGCGAUGGUAUCAAAAACUGUCACAGAAGCAGUGUUGACAGCGCUGCAGACAGCAAAUAAUUCUUCAGCCGGCAGUAUGUCCUUAGGACAUCAACCUGCACAGCCACAACAGCAACAUAACUCUUCUGGGACAGUGACUGUUAGUGUUCCUUCGGCAGCCUUAGGUGCGCCAGACCAGGUACAGGCAACAGAUAGCAGAGUUCCGGAAGAAUGCUCCUUGGAUGAAUGCCCUCCCAACAACAGUGCCGCCAAGGUAUCUGCCACAGACCUUUCUCGAGGAAUUGAAGAACUUUUAAGUUCAUCCCUUGCACCCUCAAGCAAGGCAACAUACUCAAAAGCUUGGUCAACAUUCGUUUCUUUUGCUGCCAGCUCAGGCUUUAAGCCGGACAGUGUUUCUGUUGAUUCAUCCCAUAUAGCUCUUUUCAUUUCUGAGCUACAUUCCAGGAAAUUUGCACCAAAAACCAUUUCCACAUAUGUAUCAGCGGUUGCAUAUGUCCAUAAAUUGCUCCAUAACCAGGAUCCAACUGACUCUUUUUUAGUUAAGAAGUUGAUUUGUGGAGCACACCGUAUUGCUCCAUCUAGUGAUACCAGAUUGCCAUUUGAUAAUGUCCUGGUGGACAAAAUGGUGAGCGGUUUGGAAUUUGUGACCAAAACGCCGUUUGAAUUGGUUCUUUUCCGUGCCAUGUUUUUAUUUGCUUUUAAUGCAUUUGCAAGAAUUGGUGAAAUUGCCAAAACAGGAAAUCAACAUAAUCUUGUACAGUUUCAGAAUGUACAUGUCAGUUCCUCUUCCAGUAUGACUCAAGAGGUGGUUGUGAAUUUCUACGAGUUCAAACACAACACUGACAAAAAGCGGCACACCGUCAGUUUCAGUCAUGGGCCUACACAGUAUUCAGCUGUCACCGCAUUGACAGAUUAUCUUGUCUAUAGAGGUCAAUCGCACGGUCCUCUCUUUCGAUAUUUAAAUGAAAAAUCUGUAACACGACAGCAUUUUGACAAAAUUUUGCAUGCGGUUCUCAAUUAUUGCAACAUAGAUUCCCGGUUUUAUAAAGGACACAGUUUUCGGCUUGGGGCAGCUUCCUAUGCCGCCCUGCACCUCCAUUACUCUGAUGCUAAAAUCCGCACUCUUGGCCGUUGGAAUAGCAAUGCUUUCAAAAAAUACAUUCGUUUGCCCCAUGCAGAGUAAUAUCUCUGACAAUUUAUACUACCCACCUGUUGCCUUCUAGUAUGAUGCGGACAUAAUAAUUUGAUCUUUAAAUGACAUCUUGUGAGCAUAAGGGCAACUAAAGACAUGUUGCAUACAGUAGUUGAGGCUUGCUUGAGCCGGCCUCACGCGUUCUGCAUUUUUAUACAUGUGUAGCUUCAUAUAUCAGACUCAGCUGGGUUUUAUAUUUGUUAUUUGAACAUAUUGUUUUAUUAUAUUGUUUUAUUACACUUGCUUGUUGAAAAGCAUACUAAUGUUUGAGGCUUGCUUGAGCCGGUCUCAUUCAUUUCUUUUCAAGGACAAGCUGUCCUCAUAUGAUUGGUGUCACUGACUCUGUUCAAAGAGAAAUAUAAUUCGACAUUACCACAAGUGUUAGUUAUCGCAUUGUGCUGUUUAAUAUUUCUAGAGUAGCAUUUUGCAAAUGCGAGGCUUGCUUGAGCCGGUCUCACGUUUUCUGCAUUUUAUACAUGUCUAGCUUCUUAUAUCGGUCUCAGCUGGGUUUUAUAUUUGUGAUUUGAAUAUUGUUUUAUUAUAUUGUUUUAUUACACUUGCUUGUUGAAGAGCAUACUAAUGUUUGAGGCUUGCUUGAGCCGGUCUCAUUCAUUUCUUUUCAAGGACAAGCUGUCCUCAUAUGAUUGGUGUCACUGACUCUGUUCAGAGAGAAAUAUAAUUUGACAUUACCACAAGAGUUAGUUAUUGCAUGGUGUUGUUGGAGAUUUCUAGGGUAGUUUUGCAAAUGAAAGGCUUGCUUGAGCCGGUCUGCGUGUUCCCUUGUAGGGUAGACAAUUGAUAGGUACAUUAUAUAUGACAUGAACAUGACAUAUACUUUUAUAAUUAUGUGUAGGCUCCAGAUUUCAGUUUCUUCUGUUUUGAGGCUUGCUUGAGCUGGCUUCUUUAAUUUUAUCCAUAAAAGAUAUUUCUUGUAUCUUUAUACUUAUAGCCGUCAUACAUCAUGAUUUUUGUUCUUUGUUUUGGAAAUUUUGUUUUAUUUGGCAAUCUUAUAUCUCUGUGUGUUUAGCUUAAGGCGAGCAUUCUGCUCUCUCUGUUUUACCAUUAUCUGUAUAGCAUAACAAUAAAUAUAGCCAUUGUGGGGAAACCAGCAGUGUUUCACAGGCUGGUUUUGUGGCGGAGUUUGGCAACCCCCACACAGGCUUUUGUUGUAAUUGACUACCAUUGUCAUUUUUAGAUGUUUAUUUUUGGACGGUUUUUAAUUAUUGUGUUAUGCUAUGUUAAUUUUGUAUUGUUAAUUUGUAAUAUGUUUAGAAUUGAUAUUAAAUGUCACCAUAUGCCAUAUAUGGUGGCCAUUUUCAAUCUAUACAUUCUUUGUGUUGUCUGUGACAGGACCGAAGAUGCAUAAAGGGCAGCUAAGCACUUCGCUUAAUUUAUGCAUCGUGAGGCCUGCACAUUUCCAAAUUUUCAUAUUAUUUUGCUACAAAUUAUACACGAGUUAUUCCCCUUUAUAACUUAUAUUUCCAUACAUACUUAUCUGCCCCUGUCAAGCAGCUAGGAAUUAUGGGUAGCAGCUUUCGACGCGCGCCAUUAAAAAAUUGUCAACAAAGUUUUGUAAUUUGAAAUAUUCUACUAAUUUCCUGAGUUCCUUUGGCCUUCACACUUAACCCACCCACUUCCUCCCCUGAUUCUUUUAUCUUCUUAUUUUAUGUUUACUAUAUUGAAUGAUGUUUCACAUGCCUGUUUUUAAGGCGGCGGAGUUUGGCAACCCCCACACAGGCUUUUGUUGUAAUUGACUACCAUUGUCAUUUUUAGAUGUUUAUUUUUGGACGGUUUUUAAUUAUUGUGUUAUGCUAUGUUAAUUUUGUAUUGUUAAUUUGUAAUAUGUUUAGAAUUGAUAUUAAAUGUCACCAUAUGCCAUAUAUGGUGGCCAUUUUCAAUCUAUACAUUCUUUGUGUUGUCUGUGACAGGACCGAAGAUG
Messenger RNA from Pecten maximus, 4406 nucleotides. RefSeq lists its product as uncharacterized. Bases 848 to 2458 code for a protein of 536 amino acids. Gene Ontology annotation, molecular function: DNA binding. NCBI's taxonomy places the organism in Eukaryota, Metazoa, Mollusca, Bivalvia, Pectinida, Pectinidae. Gene Ontology annotation, biological process: DNA integration; DNA recombination. The record is from RefSeq and is a predicted model, not a curated record. The transcript is spliced from 3 exons.